UACACAGCAAAGCAUGAGCAACAAUAACACAGUAACAUUUAGUUUGUGUUUCUACAACACGCGAAUUGCAGCUCGAGAAACAAAAAUACAUAAUAAUAACAAUAAUAAAUAAAUAAAUAACAAAAACAUAUAUAGAAAAACGCCAAGUGUUUAAGGAUUAAAAACAAACGCAGUACAAAUUGAUUGAUUUAUCUUAAUGUCAGUUUAAGGCAUAUACACAAAUUUUAUAUUACAAAAUAUGCUUCGGGAAGUGUUUAAAAAGAAAUUAAAACAAAAGUGAUAGAAAGAAAGGAAAAAGGAAGAUUUAUAUAAAUACAAUUAAUAUUUGUAUAGAAAGUUAUUAAAAUCCGUGUACAGAAGUAAUACAGUCAGCAAUUCAUUUAAUUAGAAUUUAAUUUAACAACUUCCGCUGACAAUUUAUAUGUAUCUUUAAUUUUUUUGUUAUUUUUCACAAAUCCCAAAACAAGGCUGUAGUAGUACAUACCUACCAUUCGGAAUUGCGAAUGCAAACGCAAACAAAAAUUAAAUGAAAAACAAAACGUUACAGGUAACCCUCGAUUAAAGAGGAAAUUCUCUGAAAGAGUGAGUUGUAUUAUAUAUUAAUAUAAAAGAGCAAACAAAUCAUAUAAAAAUCAAGUGUUUUAAUUGGAAAAAACAAUGACAUUAGAUGAAAUGCAAAAUGGUAACGUUGUGAAUUCAUUGAAGACAAAUUCUCAAAAUCACAAUCUACAAAUGGAUAAAAUAAAUCUGACAAACGAACGAAAUUUCCAUCAAAAUAACAACAAUAUUAAUAACAAUGUAAAUAAUGCAAAUUCACAACAACAACAUUCAAAACAGAAUGAUGUUACAAUAUCAUUUUUAAGAGCUGCUCGCAGUGGUGAACUAAGUAAAGUGGUGGAGUUCUUAGAGAGUGGCCAAAUUACAGAUAUCAAUACCUGCAAUGCUAAUGGCUUAAAUGCGUUACAUUUGGCAGCCAAGGAUGGUUACAUUGAUAUAGUAGCUGAGCUAUUGAGACGAGGUAUACGGGUCGAUAAUGCUACGAAAAAAGGAAACACGGCGCUGCAUAUAGCGUCGUUAGCUGGUCAAAAGGAAGUUAUAAAAUUACUUAUUCAGUACAAUGCGAAUGUUAAUAUUCAAUCAUUAAAUGGGUUUACACCACUCUACAUGGCCGCUCAAGAGAAUCAUGAUGCCUGUGUAAGAUUUUUACUUUCUAAGGGGGCAAAUCCUUCAUUGGCAACCGAAGAUGGCUUUACACCUCUGGCCGUUGCCAUGCAACAAGGUCAUGACAAAGUUGUAGCGGUAUUGCUGGAAAGUGAUGUUCGUGGCAAAGUUCGUUUACCUGCUUUACACAUUGCAGCCAAGAAAAAUGAUGUAACGGCGGCAAACAUGUUGCUACAGCAUGAAUCUAAUCCCGACAUUGUUUCCAAAUCGGGUUUUACACCGCUGCAUAUUGCUGCACAUUACGGCAAUGUAGAUGUUGCCAAAUUGUUAAUUGAACGUGGGGCGGAUAAUGUCAUACCAAGAUUUCAGAACACGUUUGUUCAAUUCGAAAGAUUCCAGAAAAAGGAAGCUAAAUAUGUAUUUGCCGACGACGAAAUAUUCGUCGCUAUGCUUCGUAUAUGUGAGUAG
This is a messenger RNA of Lucilia cuprina (Australian sheep blowfly), 1629 nucleotides long. Its product is annotated as ankyrin-3-like. The transcript is spliced from 6 exons. Gene Ontology annotation, cellular component: T-tubule. The record is from RefSeq and is a predicted model, not a curated record. Lineage: Eukaryota; Metazoa; Arthropoda; Insecta; Diptera; Calliphoridae. Gene Ontology annotation, molecular function: protein binding. Bases 658 to 1629 code for a protein of 323 amino acids. Gene Ontology annotation, biological process: protein localization to T-tubule; regulation of cardiac muscle contraction.